Messenger RNA from Tachysurus fulvidraco (yellow catfish), 2463 nucleotides. RefSeq names its product myosin regulatory light chain interacting protein a (gene mylipa). Gene Ontology annotation, biological process: ubiquitin-dependent protein catabolic process. Lineage: Eukaryota; Metazoa; Chordata; Actinopteri; Siluriformes; Bagridae. The transcript has 7 exons. The coding region runs from base 148 to 1575 and encodes 475 amino acids. Gene Ontology annotation, molecular function: ubiquitin-protein transferase activity. The record is from RefSeq and is a predicted model, not a curated record. Gene Ontology annotation, cellular component: cytoskeleton.
GAGCUGCACGGUAAAGACAGUGCGCGUUAGAGACAGCUCAGGGAAGUGACUGCAGGAGUCAAUGUAGGGCUUUUAGACCGAAGAGGGUCGUUUUAUUUUAAUUUAUUUUAAGCAGCCACCGGAAAUAAACCAAAGCUAAUCCCCGCGAUGCUGUGCCAUGUAACGCGGCCGGACUCGGUGGUGAUGGAGGUGGAAGUUGAUGCCAAGGCGAAUGGAGAGGAUUGUUUAAAUAAGGUAUGUAGAAAGUUAGGAAUUAUCGAGGUGGACUAUUUUGGCCUCCAGUUCUCCGGCGGUAAAGGAGAGAACCUGUGGCUGAACCUGAGGAACCGAAUCUCGCAGCAGAUGGACAGCGUGACUCCCUGCAGGCUCCGACUGAGGGUCAAAUUCUUCGUCGAGCCACAUUUAAUACUACAAGAGCAGACAAGGCACUUGUUCUUCAUGCAUGUUAAAGAGGAUCUGCACCGCGGUCACCUGCGCAUGUGCUCGGAGCAGGCCGAGGAGCUCAGCUCCCUCUUGGCCCAGGCAGAGUUCGGUGACUACAACCAGAACACGGCCAAAUACUGGUACACCGAACUGUGUGGGAAAGACCCCGACCAGGAGACGGUUAACAGUAUCAUAGCCAAGCACAAGGCUCUAGAGGGGCUGAGCCAGGGCUCGGUGGAGUAUCAGGCCCUACAGCUGGUGGCAUCCCUGGAGCACUACGGCGUAGAGUGGCACUGGGUGCGGGACGCAGAGGGCCAGAGGCUGGCGGUCGGUGUGGGACCUGACGGCAUCGCCGUCUGCAGGGACGACUUCAGCCUGGUCAACAGGAUUUCUUAUCCUUUAAUCCAAAUCGCCACUCAGUCAGGGAAGAGCGUGUACCUGACCGUGACCAAGGAAAGCAGCGACAGCGUGGUCCUGCUCUUCAAGCUGAUCAGUAACCGAGCGGCUAGCGGGCUGUACCGGGCCAUCACCGAGACGCACGCUUUCUACAGAUGUGACACCGUAACGAAUGCGGUCAUGAUGCAGUACAGCCGUGACUUCAAGGGUCACCUGGCUUCACUUUUCCUCAAUGAGAACAUCAACCUGGGGAAGAAGUACGUCUUUGACAUCCGCCGGACGUCCAAAGAGGUGUACGACUAUGCCAGACGUGCUCUGUACAACGCCGGCAUUGUGGACCUCAUGUCUCGGUCCGGCACACGGUCUCCGUCCUCCCGCUCACCCUGGCACGGAGAGGAAGGUUUGCUAGAGUGUGGAGGUUGUCAGCAGAACCGGUUGCUGCAGGAGAAACUGCAGAAGCUGCGCGAGGCCUUCCUGUGCAUGCUGUGCUGCGAGGAAGAGAUCGACGCCGCCUUCUGCCCCUGCGGACAUACGGUGUGCUGCCAGAACUGUGCUACACAACUCCAGUCGUGUCCUGUGUGCCGCUCUGAGGUAGAACACAUCCAGCACGUCUACCUGCCCACCUGCACCAGUCUGCUGAACCUGACAGUGGGGAGCAGCAGCAGCAGCAGUCCUGCGCCUAUCCGCCGCUCCAUGGCGCCACACACCUGCAGCAGCACUCAUUACUGCAGCGACGACAAACUCUGCCAGACCUAAACCUCCAAUCCACAUCGCAGUUAUUCACGACUCUCACCUCCACCUCCACCUUCUCCCAUGAACAUUUUCUAAAAUCAGUUUUCUGUCUUCAUCUUUGAGUGAAUCAGUUGAUCUGAAACGUCCUUUUUUUUUUAUUUUUAUUUUUUUUUAAAUCUGUAUUAUUCUAACGUGUAUUCUAUCAUAGCCUUCAGUUUUAUUUUAGAAACUUGAUGUCUCUUGAUGCGUUUUUUUUUUCUUUCUUUCUUCUCCUCCUAUUUAAUUGCAUUUUAUACGUUUGGUUUUUAUUACAGGAUUUCCACUUUCGAUCGUAUUGAUUUAUUUGCAGUGGAAUUGUGUGCAGUAUUUUGUGUGUAUGAUGCCAGUCUCGCUUUCUUUUUUUAUGAUGAAGGUUACAGGAAUGUUUCAUUUGUGUGGAUUUUAUUGCUCACAGAUUCAUAAAUCCUCCAGGCGGCGAGUAUAUACACGUGUAAUACACGACUUCGCCGACUAGACGUCCCUCGUAUGCAAAUAAAUUAUCCGGUGCGAUUGUAGCCUUUAUUUUUUUAUUUUGUGGGACGUAUACAAAAUAGUAAAAUAUUGACACCGUCACUUUACCGAGGAGGUUUAAAGCUCCGAGGCCUUAACGUAGCAGUAACACAAUGUGUUUGUUAUGCAUAUUCUUUCUUUGCACAGACUUUUGUCGUUUUAAAAAAAAAACAAAAAAAAUGAAGAGGAAUUUUAUUUUCUUUAUUCCUGACACGGUCACUGCAGGGGCAAUUUUUUUCACUUUCUAUAAAUAGAUUUUGUUUCUGUUUGUUUGAAGCAAAAGCUAUGCUCUGUACUUGUAGAGUCUUUUUUAUAUUUACUUGAAAAAGAGGUAUUAAUAAAGUUGUGAUUUUUAAACAUUAA